AACUGGCUUACAUCCGGUUGUCUGCUUUUUUCCAGUUCAGACUCAAGCUGCACGUACAAAUUGUCAAUUAGCAGUGCUCAGAAAAAUUACUUUCUGCGACCAUCAAUGGAUCGAAGAAAUAUAGCAAAGAGGCGGGGAAAACCAAACAGAGGAGGAGGGCGUCACAAUCAAGGUCAUGGGGCUCAUCAUGGUGGGCACAGCAGAAAAGGUGAUUUGGAUUUUGACAAUUUGAUGGAUGGCCCAGUACUUCAGGGAAGCAGAGGAGGGCGUCACAAUCAUGGUGGGCACAGCAGAAACAGUGAUUUUGAUCUUGACGAUUGGAUGGAUGGCCCAGUACUUCAGGGAAACAGUGCAGGGAGAGAUCAACCAAUACCCACCGGAAAGCCGACAGCCCGUGGUCGUGGCAGAGGUCAGCCUGCUCAAACAAGGAACAUAACCCCUGUGACAGGAAAUCAUGAACCUAAGGUCAAGGCUGAAUUACAGCAUCUACACAUGACAACAGAGAAUCAGAAAAUGGUGCAUGAUGUGCUCAAGAGUCUUCGUGAUGGUGAUAAUGACAGUGUUCACUCUGACUCAGAGUGUGAUGAGCUGGAUACACGCAGUGAUGAGCAUUAUUGGCAGACUAAGGUGUCCCGAGUUGUAAAAAGUGAUGGCACAUAUCUAUCACAUAUCCGUCCUAAGGAAACUUCCAGACAGGCACAAACUAUUAGCUCGGCAGAUGUCAACUUGGUUGUUCUUCAGAAGCUUGAGAGAUGUGGCUUCAGCCGUUCUCUUUGUCAGGAAGCGAUUCAAGUGUGUGAUGGUGAUUUGGGAGCAGCUCUUGAAUAUCUGCUAACAGAGCUUAAAAGUCUGGAUGGAACUGCAAAGUUGAGUUCAAGCUCACCACUUUCAGAUGGGAAAACAGAAAUUCCAGAAGAUAUCUGGGCACUGCGAGAGGAAGAAAAAAUGGCACUGCAGUCUAUUUUUGAACACCGCUUUGUGGAAAGGCUCGUGAACAGAGUGUGGGUUUUGCACUUGGAGCUGCCAGAAUUAAAGCAGUUGUUGAACUUUGGAGGGAGUGGUGCUACAUUGGCUUCCUCGGGUUUUGCAAAGAAGGAGGUUCAAAGUGUGAGAGAGGUCUGUAGAUUUUACAAAAGAGGAAUGUGCCGCUUUGGUGACAGAUGCAAGAAUCAGCAUGUGAGAGAACUCAGCAUGUCCAAGAAAUCAGAAGAACUGCAGGGCCCUCUAGCAGACAGUCUAUUUGUGUUAGAAAUUCGCUUCCCAGUCGGCAACCGUUACCCCAAGGAAGCUCCGUUGCUAGCGUUCUCCUCUGUUGUGGGAAGGAUUCCACCCUACUGUUGCUUGAACAUUUCUCGUUUUCUCAUGAAGUGUGCACAGAAACUGGCUGAUGAAGUUCAGCCAGCCAUUUACUCAUUGGUCAGUUUUCUAGAAAACUCGGAACAAUUGCAGACGUUGUUAGAAAUGCCACCUUCUCCACUUGCUGAUCCAUCUUUGCUGUUGGCACAUGAUGAGAUGGGGUUAUCUUCACCAGAUGUGGAUGCAAAACCUUGCAGGCAAAAGACAUUUGCCAAAACAAGUUUAGGAAAUGGCAAACCAAGUUACAGGAGAGAUGAGACAGUUCUCGUGGAACAGAGCUCAAGAAAAGAGUGUGGCUCGUUCAGUUCACAAGGCAAGAGAAAGGAAUUAAGAGCAGAAGAAAAUGAUGAUCAAGGCUCAGACAAACCUGAUCCACAACAUAGCUCUGUGAAAUCUGCAUGGGAGAAAUCGAUGAAUAAUAUGACAGGGAGUUGUCAGGCUUCCUUGCAGGAAAAACAAGCUCAUGUUUUGAAACAGAACAAGAAGCUGAAGGAAGAUUUCAGAAUGAAAGCAUCCAACCAGUCAUACCAGAAGCGAAUAGCAAACCGACAGAAGCUGCCAACAUGGGAUUACCAGGAUGAGGUGCUGGCUGCUAUUGAAGAGAAUCAAGUGGUGGUCAUAAGUGGAAUGACUGGGUGUGGUAAAACUACUCAAGUGCCACAGUUUAUCUUUGAUAAAUACCUGAAGAUGCGUGAUCUUCGUCUGUGCAAUAUUGUUUGCACACAGCCCCGCCGCAUAUCUGCCAUUUCAGUAGCAGAACGAGUUGCUUAUGAACGAAUUGAGAGGCUAGGUAAUUCUGUCGGUUACCAGAUUCGUUUGGAGAGUGUGCAGUCACCUGCAACCCGCUUACUGUUCUGUACUACUGGAAUCAUUUUGAGGAGGCUGGAAGGGGACUCUUCAUUGUCUGAUGUGACGCAUCUGAUUGUGGAUGAAGUUCAUGAACGAUCUGAGGAGAGUGAUUUUCUCCUGAUGAUACUUCGGGAUAUUUUACCAAAGCGUCCUGAUCUCAAAGUCAUUUUGAUGAGUGCUACACUGAAUGCUGAUCUGUUUUCAUCUUAUUUCAACUACUGUCCUGUUGUUGAAAUACCAGGGAAAACUUUUCCUGUGAAAGCAUUUUUCUUGGAAGAUGUCAUUGAAAUGACGAAGUUUACAGUUGAGGACAAAGCACCAUGCGCUCGUUUUCAACCAAAGCCACUUCCCAGCAGUGGAAACAGAAACAAGAAGUCUAGAAAAGGCCCAACACUCAGCUAUGCAGAUGCUAUUGAAGAAUCACUAAAGGGACUGUCUCUAGAUGAUGAAUCUGAUGAAUAUGAUGAUCCCAGUGACAAGUGGACCGACGAGAAGCUGAAUGUGAAACAGCUCUCAGCAAGAUAUUCAGACUACAGCAAGCGGACUAUUCGCUGUCUGGCUAAUAUGGACUAUGAGAAAAUUAACUUUGAUCUCAUUGUGACUCUCCUUGAGUGGAUUGUAGCUGGUAACCAUCAAUUUCCCAAGCAAGCUGCUGUCUUAGUGUUUCUACCUGGCUUUGCUGAAAUACAAACAUUGUUGGAUGCACUGAUUUCCUCUUCUGAGUUUGGCCAUCGCAACAGAUCAAAGUACAAGAUUGUCCCUCUUCAUUCAUCACUUUCCACUGAAGAACAGAACUCUGUUUUUAUGAGGCCUCAAGAAGGAGUGACAAAGAUUGUCAUAGCUACUAACAUAGCAGAGACAUCCAUCACAAUUGAUGACAUUGUGUAUGUAAUAGACUCAGGCAGAAUGAAAGAAAAGAGGUAUGAUGCAGCUCGCAGUAUGGAGAGUCUGGAGACUGUGUGGGUGUCGAAGGCAAAUGCCCUUCAGCGCCGAGGUCGAGCAGGUCGUGUAAUGUCUGGCGUCUGCUUUCAUCUGUUUACAAAUCACCGAUUUGAGAAUGUUUUGCGUGAACAACCAAUUCCAGAAAUACAGAGGGUGCCGUUAGAGCAACUGAUGCUGCGAAUAAAAAUGCUGGACAUUUUUUCAUCUCAUGAAGCCACAGAGGUCCUUUCAAAGGUCAUGGAGCCGCCUUGUGAAGAGGCCAUGAAGAACGCCAUACAUCGACUGCAGGAUAUUGGUGCUCUUGAUGAAAAAGGGAGUUUGACUGCCCUUGGUUAUCAUCUUGGAUCUUUGCCACUUGAUGUUAGACUUGGAAAGCUGAUGGUAUUUGGGUCAAUCUUCCGAUGUCUGGAUGCCUCCUUAACAAUAGCAGCAGCUCUGAGCUUCAAAUCACCAUUUGUUUCCCCAUUUGACAAGAAAACAGAGGCAGCUGCAAAAAAGAAAGAGUUUGCUGUGGGAAAUUCAGACUAUCUUACCAUCUUGAAUGCUUACAAUCAAUGGUUGGAAGUAAAAAAGCAAGGAAAACAAGAAGAGCAUAGAUUCUGUCAUGAGAAUUUCAUGUCACAGAAAACACUCCAGAUGCUUGCCAGUUUAAAACAACAGUAUUUGGAGCUCCUCUCAGACAUUGGCUUCACGGAUGCUGGCAUCAAGCUUAGGAACAUUCAGCGAGCUGCUCGCGAGUUUGGUGGAGAUGGUGUUCUUAAUGUUACAGGGCAAGAUGCAAAUGCAAACAUCAAGAACUGGAAAUUGAUUUCUGCAGUCCUGGUUGCAGCUCUGUAUCCAAAUGUUAUGCGGGUGAUGAGCUUAGAAGCAAGAAUUAAACAGAGCAUUCCAGGGUCAGAUCUCAAGUUUGAGACCAGACUAGAUGGACAAGUACACAUCCACCCUUCUUCUGUCAAUUUUCAAGAGCACAAGUUUGAAAGCCCGUAUCUGGUUUAUCAUGAAAAGGUCAAAACAAGCAAGGUGUACAUCCGUGACUGCACUAUGGUGUCUGUCUAUUCGCUGCUGCUCUUAGGAGGAGGACAAAUCUCUUCUGACUUGCAUCGUGGCAACUUUAUUUUGUCCAUGGACAAAGGCUGGAUACGCUUCGUUGCUGCUUCUAGCCAGAUUGCCCAGUUACUUCAGCAGUUACGCCUUGAGUUGGACCAGCUGCUUCAAGACAAGAUAAAGAGUCCUAACAUGAACCUGAGCACCUGCCCACGAGGCUCCAAAAUAAUUGACACCAUUGUGAAACUGCUCACCACACAAUAGGAUUCCUGCAAAUAAACUUUCUCAGAAAACCA
Molecule: messenger RNA, 4487 nt
Organism: Pomacea canaliculata
Lineage: Eukaryota; Metazoa; Mollusca; Gastropoda; Architaenioglossa; Ampullariidae
Product: putative ATP-dependent RNA helicase DHX57
Cellular component (GO): intracellular anatomical structure
Molecular function (GO): protein binding; RNA binding; ATP binding
Source: RefSeq, a predicted model, not a curated record